AUGUUGAGCUGGGUCCAGAAAGCGCUGCCUCAGCCUCCAGUGACCCCUCAGAAGACCAACAUGGAGGAAGAGGAGGGGGCGGAGCCGGAGCCGGAGCCGGAGCCGGAGCCGGAGCCGGAGCCGGAGCCGGAGCCGGAGCCGGAGCCGGAGCCGGAGCCGGAGCCGGAGCCGGAGCCGGAGCCGGAGCCGGAGCAGCAGGCAGGGCCAGAGCCGGAGCCGGAGCCAGAACUGGAACCAGAGACAGAGCUGGAGCCCGAUACGGCCCCUGAGGAGACUGAACUACAGGAUGAGCCCUUGCCACCCGAGGAGCCAUUCAAGGAGGAGGAAGUGGCCACAGCCGGCCCAAGCCCUGAGGAGACCCAGGAGGCCGCCCUUAACCUGCCCACUUCCCUCCAAGCCCAGGUCGCUGUGGUUCCAGAAGCAAGUAUCUCUGUCCACUGCAGUCCCCGCAGCUGGGUGCUGACCUGGCUCAGGAAAGGGAUGGAGAAAGUCGUCCCGCAGCCCGUCUACAGUGGCGGGGCAGCCCAGAAUGCCACUGCUAGCUUGAAGGACCCUGCUCAGGCUGGAGCACAGAUGCUUGGGCACUGCAGCACUGGGGGCCCAGAUGAACCCAGUGAGGCCCCCAGGGCCCAAGACACAGGGCCUGGGUCCUGGCUGCUUAGGUGGUUCGAGCAGAAUCUGGAGAAAGUGCUGCCUCAGCCCCCAAAAACCUCCGAGAGCUGGAGAGACGAGCCUGCAGAUGCUGCCUUGGAUCUAGAGCCUCCAGGAGCCCCCUUGGAAACAGAGCCUGUGCUGCAGGCCCCGGAGAGCCCCUCCCCUCCCACCCCCAGCCCCCAGGAACCGCAGGAGGAGCCGACUCCAGAGCCUCUGCCCAGCUUCCAGGCCUCCUCCCUGCCGCCACCCGGGGACCCUGCCAGGUUGGUGGCGUGGCUCCUGCACAGGCUGGAAAAGGCCCUGCCGCAGCCGGUGAUCCAUGGGAAGGCCAGGGAACAGGAGCCUGACUCCCCUGUGACAUGUGACGUGCAGACCAUCAGCAUCCUCCCUGGAAGGCAAGCAGAGCCCGAGCUCAUCCUUGAGGAGGUGGACCCUCACUGGGAGGAGGCAGAGCAGGAGGAAGGCAGCGCCAGCCCAGAGGGCGCAGAGGAGGCUCUGGUUUACCAAGAGGAGCUCAGGGCCGUGGAGGAGAUGCCCAGGGAGCUGCCCCAAAUUAAAGAGGAGGAUGAAGAUGAGGAGGAAGAUGGAGAGGACGAGGAGGAGGACGAAGAGGAAGAGCUUGAUGUCCUGCUGGAUAGCUGUCUGGUGGUGGAGGCAGGCACGGACCAGAGUGGAGUAGGCGGGACUCAGCACCAGAGGGCCUCACACCAGGAGCUGCAGGAGGAGGAGGUGGCCACCAGCUCAGGAGUGCCUGCCACGGAAGAGCACCCAGAGGUGCAGGUGGAAGAUACUGAUGCGGACAAACUCCCACUCAUCGUGGAGGAAAAGUCACCCUCGCCCGUCUUGCUGCCACCUUCUCCUGCCAAAUCUGACACCCUCACGGUCCCAGGCUCAGCAGCAGGGACCCACAGGAAGAAGCUGCCCUCCCAAGAUGAUGAGGCCGAAGAGCUCAAGAUGCUGUCUCCAGCAGAGUCCCCUGUGGUUGCCUGGGCAGACUCCUCCACCCCACAGGGGAUGGAUGACCAGGACCGAGCUGCCUCCUCGGCCAGCCAGAACAGUGCCAUUAUCAACGACCGGCUCCAGGAGCUGGUGAAGCUGUUCAAGGAGCGGACGGAGAAAGUCAAGGAGAAGCUCAUCGAUCCUGAUGUCACCUCUGAUGAGGAGAGCCCUAAGCCCUCCCCGGCCAAGAAAGCCCCCGAGCCAGCCCCAGACGUGAAGCCUGCAGACACGGGGCAGGCAGAGGAGGAGCACUACUGUGAAAUGCUCUGCUGCAAGUUCAAACGCCGCCCCUGGAAGAUGUACCAGUUUCCCCAGAGCAUCGACCCGCUGACCAACCUGAUGUACAUCCUGUGGCUGUUCUUCGUGGUGAUGGCCUGGAACUGGAACUGCUGGCUGAUUCCCGUGCGCUGGGCCUUCCCCUACCAGAGGCCGGACAACAUGCACCUCUGGCUGCUGAUGGAUUACCUGUGUGACCUCAUCUACCUCCUGGAUAUCACCGUGUUCCAGCUGCGCCUGCAGUUUGUCAAAGGCGGGGACAUCAUUACAGACAAAAAGGAGAUGAGGGAUAACUACCUGAAGUCUCGCCGCUUCAAGAUGGACCUGCUCUGCCUUCUCCCCCUGGACUUCCUCUACUUGAAAUUCGGUGUGAACCCCCUCUUUCGCUUGCCCCGAUGUUUAAAGUACAUGGCCUUCUUCGAGUUUAACAACCGCCUGGAAGCCAUCCUCAGCAAAGCCUACGUUUACAGGGUUAUCAGGACCACAGCAUACCUGCUCUACAGUUUACACUUGAAUUCAUGUCUGUAUUACUGGGCAUCAGCCUACGAGGGCCUCGGCUCCACUCACUGGGUUUACGAUGGCGUGGGAAACAGUUACAUUCGCUGUUACUAUUGGGCUGUAAAGACCCUCAUCACCAUCGGAGGACUGCCCGACCCCCAGACACUCUUUGAAAUUGUCUUCCAGCUGCUGAACUACUUCACGGGUGUCUUUGCUUUCUCCGUGAUGAUCGGACAGAUGAGAGACGUGGUGGGGGCUGCCACCGCGGGACAGACCUACUACCGCAGCUGCAUGGACAGCACCGUCAAGUACAUGAACUUCUACAAGAUCCCCAGGUCCGUGCAGAACCGUGUCAAGACCUGGUACGAGUACACCUGGCACUCCCAAGGCAUGCUGGACGAGUCAGAGCUGAUGGUACAGCUUCCAGACAAGAUGCGGCUAGACCUCGCCAUUGAUGUGAACUACGACAUUGUCAGCAAAGUGGCCCUCUUCCAGGGCUGUGACCGGCAGAUGAUCUUUGACAUGCUGAAGAGGCUUCGCUCUGUUGUUUAUCUGCCCAAUGACUACGUGUGUAAGAAGGGGGAGAUUGGCCGUGAGAUGUACAUCAUCCAGGCGGGUCAGGUGCAGGUCUUGGGUGGCCCGGAUGGGAAGUCCGUGCUGGUGGUGCUGAAGGCUGGAUCCGUGUUUGGAGAAAUAAGCUUGCUGGCUGUUGGGGGCGGGAAUCGGCGCACGGCCAACGUGGUGGCCCACGGGUUUACCAACCUCUUCAUCCUGGAUAAGAAGGACUUGAAUGAAAUUUUGGUGCAUUAUCCCGAGUCUCAGAAGUUACUCCGGAAGAAGGCCAGGCGCAUGUUGAGAAACAACAACAAGCCCAAGGAGCAGAAGAGCGUGCUCAUCCUUCCUCUCCGGGCGGGCACCCCCAAGCUCUUCAACGCUGCCCUAGCUGCAGCAGGAAAGCUGGGCGCCAAGGGGGCAAAAGGCGGCAAGCUCGCCCACCUCAGGGCUCGGCUCAAAGAACUGGCUGCGCUAGAGGCCGCUGCAAGACAGCAGCAGUUGCUGGAGCAGGGCAAGAGCGCUGAGGACGCCGCCGGAGAGGCGGGCUUGGCAGGCGCAGAGCCCCCCGCGGCCCUGGCGGAGGCCGCCCCGGACCAGCCCGCGCCCCCCGCGCCCCCGCCGCUGGAUCCGCCGGCCCCAAGCCCUCCGCCACCCGCCUCCGCAGGGAAGCCCGACGGAGGCGCGGAGGGGGCGGCCGAGCCCGAGGAGCCCGCGGUGCGGAUCCGCAUAAGCCCCGGCCCGGAGCCCGGCGAGCAGCUCCUGUCGGUGGAGAUCCCCGAGCAGAAGGAGGAGGAGUGA
Loxodonta africana (African savanna elephant) is the source of this 3780-nucleotide messenger RNA. RefSeq names its product cyclic nucleotide gated channel subunit beta 1 (gene CNGB1). Gene Ontology annotation, molecular function: intracellularly cGMP-activated cation channel activity; intracellularly cAMP-activated cation channel activity; protein-containing complex binding. Gene Ontology annotation, biological process: monoatomic cation transmembrane transport; retina homeostasis. NCBI's taxonomy places the organism in Eukaryota, Metazoa, Chordata, Mammalia, Proboscidea, Elephantidae. The transcript is spliced from 32 exons. The coding region runs from base 1 to 3780 and encodes 1259 amino acids. Gene Ontology annotation, cellular component: intracellular cyclic nucleotide activated cation channel complex; photoreceptor outer segment; plasma membrane. The record is from RefSeq and is a predicted model, not a curated record.